Molecule: messenger RNA, 444 nt
Organism: Psilocybe cubensis
Lineage: Eukaryota; Fungi; Basidiomycota; Agaricomycetes; Agaricales; Agrocybaceae
Exons: 4
Coding region: 1-444 (147 amino acids)
Biological process (GO): translation
Cellular component (GO): ribosome; cytosolic large ribosomal subunit
Molecular function (GO): structural constituent of ribosome
Source: RefSeq, a predicted model, not a curated record
AUGCCUUCCCGGUUUUCGAAGACACGCAAGCACCGCGGCCACGUAUCGGCCGGUCACGGUCGUGUAGGAAAGCACCGCAAGCAUCCGGGAGGUCGUGGUCUUGCUGGUGGUCAGCACCACCACCGUACCAACUUCGAUAAGUACCAUCCUGGUUACUUCGGUAAAGUUGGUAUGCGCCACUUCCACCUCACCCGCAACCAGUACUGGCGCCCCAUCAUCAACGUCGACAAGCUGUGGAGUCUGGUGCCCGAGGAGCAAAAGAAGGGACUGACUGAGACCUCCGACGUUGUUCCCGUUAUCGAUACUCUCGCUGCCGGAUACGGAAAAGUUUUGGGCAACGGAGUCCUGCCAAAAUUGCCUUUCAUCGUGAAGGCUCGUUUCGUUUCGGCGAAGGCUGAGGCUAAGAUCAAGGCCGCCGGCGGUGUUGUGUCAUUGGUUGCUUAA